AUGUCCUUAACAGCAGAUUCUUUUAAAGAAUUAAUCCAAGAAAAACUCCAAGCUAGCUUAGUUCAAGUGGAAGAUAUGUCUGGUGGCUGUGGCCAGGCGUUUGCUGUGAUUAUUGUAUCUUCCAAUUUUGAAGGAAAGAAUAAAUUAAUGAGACAUAGGUUGGUAAAUAAUGCUUUAAAGGAAGAAAUAGCCUCGAUACAUGCAUUUACACAGAAAGCAUUUACACCAGAAGAAUGGAAGACGCAAGGUGGAAAUUUAUGA
This is a messenger RNA of Debaryomyces fabryi, 261 nucleotides long. RefSeq lists its product as uncharacterized. Gene Ontology annotation, molecular function: 2 iron, 2 sulfur cluster binding. Bases 1 to 261 code for a protein of 86 amino acids. The transcript has a single exon. Lineage: Eukaryota; Fungi; Ascomycota; Pichiomycetes; Serinales; Debaryomycetaceae. Gene Ontology annotation, cellular component: nucleus; cytosol. Gene Ontology annotation, biological process: intracellular iron ion homeostasis. The record is from RefSeq and is a predicted model, not a curated record.